AUGGGAAAUACGCUCUCGUACGACGUUCAAGAACAUGUCAUUGACCUCGGACCUCGUGGCAAGAUAAAAGGUCUCCAGUACGACAACAAAGCCCGACGCUAUACUGGCGUUCCGUAUGCCCUUCCUCCAACGAGCGAACAUCGCUGGCGCAAACCGCGGCCUCUCCCUUCAUCGUUCACGUACUCUCAAGCUGGCCAACCAUUCAAUGCCACUGCAUUCCAAGCACCUGCUUCCCAGGAGGAUCGUGAGCUAUCCACUGGCCGUGUCAACCCCGAUAAUGAUGGAAUAAAAGGAACAGAAGACUGCUUGUACGUCAAUAUAUGGACUCCCGUUUCUGAAGAUGCGGGAACAACUACGAAAUGGCCGGUAAUGGUGUGGCUACACGGCGGAUGGUUUCAAGUUGGUGAUGCGUGCCAAGAUCCUUCCAGUGAUCCCACUGAACUGAUUUCUACGGGAGGAUUGAACGCCAUCGUUGUAGCGAUUAGUUACCGCCUUAAUAUCUUUGGGUUCUUGUCUUCAGCUGCCUUUUUAGAAGAAAGUGGCGGAGAGGUUGCUGGUAAUUUUGGCCUUUGGGACCAAAGACUUGGUCUGGAAUGGGUGUACGCCAAUAUCGCUGCCUUUGGGGGAGACGUGAACAACAUUACGCUCGCGGGGAGAAGCGCAGGCGCAUAUGGCGUCGAGGCACAGAUUCUUCAUGACUUUCGAAGUCAGCAAAAUUCGUACGCUGGCAAGUUGUUUCAGCGGGCGUGGAUGUCGUCAAAUGCCAUUCCUGCGCAACCUAAAACAGUCAACGAAGCAGAAUCGCAGUUUGAUGAAGUCUGCCAACAUUUCAGCGUUCCACUUUUAGCAUCAUCGACAGAGAGGCUGUCUCAACUUAGGAAAAUCAGCGAGGCCGACCUUUUGAAAUGCAUCCGCAGCCUGAAGAAUCACACCUUCCGUCCGGUCACAGACGACCUCUUCUUCCAUGCAGACAUGACUAAUUAUAUCCAGUCCGAGUCAUUUGCCAAAGAUUUCCUGUCGCGGAAGAUGAAGCUUCUCGUAGGAGAAGUGGCCAAUGAAGAAACACUUUAUGCACAAUUCAACGGGCCAACGGAGGCUACUCUCGAAUCACUAAAGCUUCAAACAGCCAACUAUUACUCUCCUGCGACAACCGCCAAGAUUCUCAGUCAGUACUCUCUUCCAAAGUCUGGUAAUCUUGACGAUUGGAAAGCUGCGUUUGGCAAAAUAAUCGCGGAUGGACAGGUUAGGGCGUCGAGUAGGUACUUGGUAGAUGCACUGAGUAGACAUGGAGGUGCAACAAAAGAUGUUUGGCGGUAUCGCGUCGACUACAGGCUGAGCUUUAUUGACGAGAGUGUUGCGCCGUUGGACUAUGGUGUUAGUCACGCCAUGGAUGGGCCUUUGUGGAACUACUCAAUCAAUCAGUUGCCAACUGAUGAAGAGCGAAAAAUGAUGGACGAAUGGAUCAAGAUCCUAGUGGCUUUCGUUGGUGGAAAUGAUGGCUUCGAUUAUGGAACGAAGUCAAUUGAUGAACUGAAAGUUUUGACGGCUAAGAGGGAAAUAAAGGUUGAGAAGGAUCUUCGGUACCACGAGCUUCGGGACUUGGGUGCGAUAUUCUCGCAAAGGUGA
This is a messenger RNA of Pochonia chlamydosporia 170, 1626 nucleotides long. RefSeq names its product acetylcholinesterase. Lineage: Eukaryota; Fungi; Ascomycota; Sordariomycetes; Hypocreales; Clavicipitaceae. Bases 1 to 1626 code for a protein of 541 amino acids. The transcript is spliced from 2 exons. The record is from RefSeq and is a predicted model, not a curated record.